Salpingoeca rosetta is the source of this 966-nucleotide messenger RNA. RefSeq lists its product as uncharacterized. Bases 1 to 867 code for a protein of 288 amino acids. The record is from RefSeq and is a predicted model, not a curated record. The transcript is spliced from 5 exons. Lineage: Eukaryota; Choanoflagellata; Craspedida; Salpingoecidae.
AUGUUGGACGGCACCCUGGACUGCCUAAGCAAUCUGCACUUCAUCCACAUCCGGCAGCUCUUCCGUGUCCUGACCACGCUCACGUUUGACCGCCAGCGCACUGCCGCCGCAGGCCUCAUUGAUGAUGGUCUGUCUCAAUCGAACGAAGAGCUAAAGCGCAUCGACACCAUCGCCGCCACUACCGUCACCCACACCUGGCUUGCUCUUGCCAACGACGCAGACAUCUCCAUCGACGCUGACAUGCUCCGUUGCCACAACGCCUCCACAUCCACGCCCAGCGAUUUGCCCGUCUAUCGUGGCGUCCGUUUCCUCCCCUCGCCGCCAGCACCAACAACCAUCAAGAGCAAGCACAUCCGUCGGGAUGUGUGCACGGGGAUGGCACGUGUGUUGGGCGCCGGGACCACAAGCGCACGUUACAGCACAACAACACCGUCAACACGAUUGUGGUUUGAGCAGACGGACGGGCCCCCGUUCGAGACGAAGCUGCAGCUGCCGUCGGGGAUUGCCGCCGAGUUCGCGGGCAUGAUGCACAGCAAGACCGACGAGGAGACAAGAUUGCGGAAGCGCGCUGCUGGGACGCGCCUCUUCACAUUCCUGAUGUCGCUGCAGCCCUUUGUAUGGUGGGACCUGUCGCUGAGGACGGGUGACCUGAACCCCGAGGAGGAAUUAACGGUGGCGCAGGUGCAGCACGAGAGUUGGGCGCAUCCCCGAUUGGCGUGGGCGUGCAGCGACGACGUGUUGUUCCGCACGGUCGCGGACGGACAGCGACCCCAGGCUGGCGACCCAGCCCUGCGACAAGGCUGCUGGGCGUUGUGUACGCUGAUCAACCGAACCUGCUGCAGAUGCCCCCACACAUUCACGUGCUGAUGGAACUACUUUUCCGCCGGCCGCGCCCUGGAGCUGAUACGCAAGGCGGGCGUUGUGGGCGUGGACGUGGGAGUGAAAGAGGACCUGUUUGCUUGCCAG